Messenger RNA from Odontomachus brunneus, 2561 nucleotides. RefSeq lists its product as uncharacterized. NCBI's taxonomy places the organism in Eukaryota, Metazoa, Arthropoda, Insecta, Hymenoptera, Formicidae. The record is from RefSeq and is a predicted model, not a curated record. Bases 1490 to 1843 code for a protein of 117 amino acids. The transcript is spliced from 14 exons.
GGACGUCGUAUGCGUGUGAAUCCUGCAUUACGCAUGCGCGAAAAUUUCCCUCAUCAUCGUCACAGCAUUUUUUUCAUCGUAUGUGAUCGUUCACAGUCGUUCAUUUCGCUUCUGAACCUUGCGUGAGCUACGUCGUAUUGUCUGACAAAGAAAAGAAUGGGAUUUGUAAAACCACCCGCUAUCAAGCGUCGGAGGGUGUCUAUUAAGUAUUGGGUCAGUCAAAAAACUCCUGUAAUUAUUUGAAAAUAAACAUCAAAAUGCAUUUGCAUCAUGUUGUUUAAAUUUAUAAAGGAUGUAAAUGUUUCUAUGGUAAAAUUAUACAAUUUAAAGUUCUCCGAUUUAGUUGAAACUCUACAAUAUUAAUAAAACAAUCGUUUUUUAUGCGUAGAAAACAAAUAUAAAAGUAAAAAUGAAAUUGAAAAAAUUGGGCCAUAUAUCUGUAGCCAAUUCUUUACUAGGACGAUAGAUUAAAAAAUCAAUUUUUAAAUUAAUUAGUGUGUUCCAUCAUGACAAAGCCAGAUUUUACAUUACAAUGCAAACUAUGUGCUCAAAAAACUGAAUUAGGAUAUUGUAUCCUCUAUGUAUUGCACCAUCUGACUAUUUCUCGUUUCAAUCAUUACAGAAUAAUUUGACUGAGAAGAUCAGUUUGAUAAGUUGAUCAGUUUGAGGACCUUAAAAAUAAAUAAAAAUUAAUUCAAAAUUGAACUUUGACUGACCCAAUAGAUCAUGCUCGUCCAUACUCGAUGUGAGAUGGAGAAGUCAGUUAUGAUUCAUAAGAAUCAUGAGAGUGUUUCCAAGAAUGGAAAUUCAUGAGAUGGAGAAGUCAGUUAUGGUUCAUGAGAAUCAUGAGAGCGUUUCCAAGAAUGGAAAUUCAUGAAAUGGAGAAGUCAGUUAUGAUUCAUGAGAAUCAUGAAAGUGUUUCCAAGAAUGGAAAUUCAUAUGUUUUCCUAGAAAAUGGAUGAUGAUAGAAAAUAAAUUUUGAUCGUGAAGCAGAAUGAAGAAUUUUACUAAAAGUCCCGGGUUCGAUCCCAGAUGGAACCUAAAAUUUUCAUGCGCUCGUAUCUCCUUCUCGGAGGCAAGUCCCUAAGAAUAUCUUUGCUACGAAGACCUCAAAAUCUGCCGUUCGGAAUUGGCGUUAAAAAUGUAGGUCCCGUAUGCCUGUGUUACGUAUACCUGCGUGCACACCACAGGUAUACGUAAAGAGAGGUAGGCGUUGGCGCUGUACUUGGACUGUAGCGUACCAUUGGAAGGAAAGAAAAUAUAUUUAAGGAGCAAUUUACAUUUGCAUGGAAAAACAAAAAUAAAAUAUCUCAAUCAUGAAAAACGAAAAAUGUGAGAUGCAUGUGAUAAGUGAUAAAUGUGUUUGUCUACAACAAGAAAUUAAGAAAGACAGAACACAUCUGCAAUAAUAAUAAUUGCAAUAAAUUCCUUUCACAUUUGAAUUAGUAUCAGCAGGCUAUCUAUAUCAAUGUAGUCGGUUAUAUCGCUUAUGCAGAUGCGAUUUAAAGAUAUAUUAAAUGUGGCCCCUAACAUCCAUACAAGAUAUUCCUAUGUGAUAGAGAUAAAGAUUAGUAUCAGCAUGCUAUCUAUAUCAAUGCAAUCGAUUAUAUCGCUUAUGCAGGUGCGAUUUAAAGAUACAUUAAAUGUGGCCCCUAACAUCCAUACAAGAUAUUCCUAUGUGAGAGAGAUAAAGAUUAGUAUCAGCAUGCUAUCUAUAUCAAUGCAAUCGAUUAUAUCGCUUAUGCAGGUGCGAUUUAAAGAUACAUUAAAUGUGGCCCCUAACAUCCAUACAAGAUAUUCCUAUGUGAGAGAGAUAAAGAGAGACAAAGCUGUAAAAAAGUGAAGUAAUAAUAUAAUAAAAGAGGAAAUAAAUAGCGGAUGUUGCGUAGAAACACGAUUCUUUUAUUAAUUAUAACUUUUAUAUUACGUCUAAGGUACAAAAUACGAAAUAAUAUGCGUUCCCUUUGGACUAGAUACCCAUUCCACAUAAACGUAACAACAACAGCGCAAGACCGCACGAAAAUGGUAUUGCGAAUUUACAUCUUAUCAAUCCUGAUCGACGGCAUACUAGCAUUGUCCGAAACGCGCAAGAUUUAAUCCAUAUGUAAGAAAACCUCUUCCGUUCUGUUUGUUUUCUCGUUUUAUACUCGAGGGUGCAUAUAUGUAUACAAUACGCCGUGGAAAACAAACGUGAUUAUAUAACAAGGAAAAUAACUAGGAUGAGAAUUUGAGACUAGGAAUUCUGAUCAGAAAUUUUUUCAGCCACGAACAUAGUCGUAAUGCCUCAUUUUUAGCUCUUGAACGCCCGAACUCUAAUAAUAUUACUAACAUAAUGUAGCUAAAUAUCGAAAUUAAUGUUAAACUUUAAGUGAAUUCACGUUAUAAUAAAUCUUAAUCGAUUUACACAGAGAGCAGACAAUCUAGUGUCCGGUGCAUACAAUGCAAGGACGCGAGAAGUACAUUCGCGCGGGUAUAAUAUAAUAUAAUCGCACUAUAAUACAUAACGAAGUGUGUACCGGACAGGUUGUCAGUCCUGACUGCUAAUCGAUAGCGUGUAAAGA